Messenger RNA from Nomascus leucogenys (northern white-cheeked gibbon), 1599 nucleotides. Its product is annotated as hornerin-like. Lineage: Eukaryota; Metazoa; Chordata; Mammalia; Primates; Hylobatidae. The transcript has 3 exons. The record is from RefSeq and is a predicted model, not a curated record. Bases 861 to 1550 code for a protein of 229 amino acids.
CCUAACCCUCAACGCGGAAAGAACAGCGGCUGCGCCAGGACUCCCCAUGAAGUGAAGUGGAAACAAUUUCACAGCAAAUGGGGUGGAUGACCAGGGGCUCCUGUCAGGUCUGAGACCCGGGGCUGGGAGUGGGCUGGGCAUGUGAGCAGGGCCCCAAACCAUGGACAUUGUUUCCUGCUUCCUCUACUGUUUCUAUUUUGGCACCUGCUUGAAAGCAGUUCUUCAUCAUCUGGCUAGAUUGUCACAGUUUGGGGUAAAAGAGAAAUAAAACAGGCAACUUCUGUUUCAAUCUGUUCUUGCUGCUGCUUCUAACCGCUGCUUUGUUUGCACAGUGGGUGGAAUGCACAAGGCCCUCCAAAUUCCAAUCUUGAUGUGCCCAUGGGGGCUUUGUGGGAGGCUUCUGCUAACCAGGUUUGGGAAAACCACCAGGCAGUCCUGGCAGUCUGGGCAAGGCCAGGGCUUCCCAGGAAAGAGAAAUGUCUGAGACUUUCUAAUGCGUGUAUUUCUGUGCACUUAGCUGUGUUCUUGCCAGGUAUUAAUAUUAUUACACUUUCAGAAAAUAAUAUUCUGUCUAUCUAAUAAAAUUGAUGAAGGCUUGCUCAACAGAGAAAAACCAUGGUCAACACAUGAUGGAAUAUUAUUCAGUCUCAAAAGGGAAGGAAGCUCGGACACGUGCUACAACCUUGAGGACAUGGGGCUCCAUGAAAUAGGACGGUCACAAAAAAGCAAACCCCAUGGGAUUCUACUUAUAGGAGGUCCCUAGAAACAUCAGAUUCACAGAGGCAGAAAGCACAGUGUGGGUGCCAGGGGCUAGGCAGCUGAGGAAGGGGGAGUCAGUGUUGAAUGGAGACAGUGUUUCAAUGGAGAUGGAAGAGUUGGAGAGAUCAGUUCCACAACAGUGUGAAUACAGAUACUCCUCCACAUGCCACGGGGAUGGACACAGGUACUCCUCCACAUACCAUGGGGAUGGAUGCAGGUACUCCUCCACAUACCACGGGGAUGGACACAGGUACUCCUCCACAUAUCACGGGGAUGAACACAGGUACUCCGCCACAUACCACGGGGAUGGACACAGGUACUCCUCCACAUACCAUGGGGAUGGACACAGGUACUCCUCCACAUACCAUGGGGAUGGACACAGGUACUCCUCAACAUACCAUGGGGAUAGAUACAGGUACUCCUGCACAUACCAUGGGGAUGGAUGCAGGUACUCCUCCAUAUACCACGGGGAUAGAUACAGGUACUCCUGCACAUACCACGGGGAUGGAUGCAGGUACUCCUCCACAUACCACGGGGAUGGAUACAGAUACUCCUCAACAUACCACGGGGAUAGAUACAGGUACUCCUGCACAUACCAUGGGGAUGGAUGCAGGCACUCCUCGACAUACCACGGGGAUGGAUACAGAUACUCCUCCACAUACCACGGGGAUAGAUACAGGUACUCCUGCACAUACCACGGGGAUGGAUGCAGGUACUCCUCCACAUACCACGGGGAUGGAUACAAGUACUCCACAUACCAUGGGGUCAGCAUCCCCAUAAAGCCAUCUUAAGUUGAAAAUACUGUAUCUUGAAAAUAUUUUAAGUCAAAAAUGCAUUUAA